Molecule: messenger RNA, 1420 nt
Organism: Zingiber officinale
Lineage: Eukaryota; Viridiplantae; Streptophyta; Magnoliopsida; Zingiberales; Zingiberaceae
Product: cytosolic purine 5'-nucleotidase-like
Exons: 11
Coding region: 74-1387 (437 amino acids)
Molecular function (GO): 5'-nucleotidase activity
Source: RefSeq, a predicted model, not a curated record
CUCUCUCAAACCCAGAGCUUUCCGUUACUAGAUAACGCUGCGCCGCUCCAAACCCUCAAAUUCCCCCCUCCCAAUGUCGACGAUGGUGGAGAGCUUCGGGAGGAUGAACCUCUUCGCAUCCCACUCGCCGCCGCCGACGCCUUCCUCCCACUUCGAGCAGCGCACUCAAAGGCCCGUGCUCACUUUCGUUUUCCCCGCUCCUGGCGUCGCGAGCUCCCGUGCUCCUUGCCGCCAGGCGAUCAAGGCGGCUUGCGUGCAAGGGGAGGUGUUCUCCGUCACUUCUACCAAAUCAGAUGUGGAUUACCUGGGCGAGAGCACGAAAGGGGAUUUGAAUGUGAACCGGGAGCAUCUCGAAGCCUUUGGAUUUGAUGGUCGAGCUAGCUUAGACGGCUCUAUUGAAGAGAUUGCAAGGGUAGAAGCUAAAGAAGCUGAAUUUGCACUAAAUGCUCUAGGAAUUGUGGAUCCUUUUUCAUUAAGAAAUUCUCCACGUGGCAUCUUCUGCACUAGGACUUUGAAUCUUAGAUCCAUCGGCGUAAUUGGGUAUGACAUGGACUAUACAUUAAUUCACUAUAAUGUUAUGGCUUGGGAAGGACGUGCUUAUGAUUAUGGAAUGGCCAACCUAGAGAGCAUGGGUUUUCCAGUUGAUGGCCUUGAGUUUGACCCUAAAUUGGUUAUUAGAGGGUUAGUCAUGGACAAAGAAAGGGGAAACUUGGUUAAAGCUGAUAGAUUUGGCUAUGUGAAGAGGGCAAUGCAUGGCACAAAAAUGCUUUCAACCAGAGAUGUGAGUGAGAUUUACGGCAGAGAAUUAGUUGAUCUUAGAAAGGAAAGCCGUUGGGAGUUCCUGAACACCCUUUUCUCUGUUUCAGAAGCUGUGAUGUACAUGCAGAUGGUUGACAGAUUGGACCAAGGGGCAGUGCCAACAGAACAUGGACCUCUCGACUAUAUGGGGCUCUACAAGGCUGUUUCCAAGGCCCUCUUCAGAGCUCAUGUUGAAGGCCAGCUCAAGAGUGAGAUAAUGGCAGAACCGGAACGAUUUAUAGAGCCUGAUCCUGAACUUCCUCUAGCUCUUUUGGAUCAAAAGGAGGCUGGUAAGAAAUUGCUAUUAAUUACCAACUCUGAUUACCAUUAUACAAAACAAAUGAUGCAACAUUCCUUCAAUCGGUUUCUUCCGAAUGAUAUGGAUUGGCGUGAUCUUUUUGAAAUGGUUAUAGUUUCUGCAAGGAAGCCAGAAUUUUUUCAAAUGUCACAUCCAUUAUAUGAGAUUGUGACAAAUGAUGGAUUAAUGCGUCCAUGUUUUAAGGCAAAAUCAGGUGAUGCAAUGUUUCAAUUCCUUUUCUAUCAUUUUGAAGAGUAUGCAAGCUCUUUAGUUUGUAUAUCAAAAGCAUAAGCUUCAUUAUGCUACAUGGUUUAAAUUUCAUAU